This is a messenger RNA of Euleptes europaea (tarantolino), 1540 nucleotides long. It is a transcript of the gene MEF2D, whose product is annotated as myocyte enhancer factor 2D. NCBI's taxonomy places the organism in Eukaryota, Metazoa, Chordata, Lepidosauria, Squamata, Sphaerodactylidae. Gene Ontology annotation, molecular function: histone deacetylase binding; protein dimerization activity; DNA-binding transcription factor activity, RNA polymerase II-specific. Gene Ontology annotation, biological process: cell differentiation; positive regulation of transcription by RNA polymerase II. The coding region runs from base 34 to 1533 and encodes 499 amino acids. The transcript has 9 exons. The record is from RefSeq and is a predicted model, not a curated record.
AUUCUCCUCAUACACUGAGGAUCUCCGCAGAACAUGGGGAGGAAAAAGAUCCAGAUCCAGAGGAUCACGGACGAAAGGAACCGUCAGGUGACAUUCACCAAACGGAAGUUUGGGUUGAUGAAGAAAGCCUACGAACUCAGCGUCCUGUGCGACUGCGAGAUUGCCCUGAUCAUUUUCAACCAUUCGAACAAACUGUUCCAGUAUGCCAGCACUGACAUGGACAAGGUGCUUCUGAAAUAUACGGAGUACAACGAACCCCACGAGAGCCGGACCAACGCAGAUAUCAUUGAGACCUUAAGAAAGAAAGGUUUUAACGGCUGUGACAGCCCGGAACCCGACGGUGAUGAUUCCAUCGACCAGAGCCCGCUGAUGGAGGACAAAUACCGCAAAGCCAGCGAGGAUCUUGAUAUUCUGUUCAAGCGCUACGGCUCUGCAGUUCCGGCGCCCAAUUUUGCCAUGCCCGUGACGGUUCCAGUGACCAACCAGAACACGCUGCAGUUCAGCAACCCUGGAGGCUCCUUGGUGACUCAGUCUCUGGUGACCUCUUCGUUGACUGACCCACGGCUCCUGUCGCCGCAGCAACCAGCCCUCCAGCGGAACACAGUUUCCCCAGGCUUACCACAGCGACCAGCCAGCGCGGGGGCAAUGCUCGGAGGAGACUUGAACAACACAAACGGCGCCUGCCCAAGCCCAGUGGGUAACGGUUACGUCAGUGCCAGAGCCUCCCCUGGUCUCCUCCCUGUGUCCAAUGGCAACAGCUUGGGCAAGGCCAUCCCGGCGAAAUCGCCACCUCCUCCGCCACCACCCUCCCACGGCACCCAGUUGGCCGCCAACAACCGCAAACCAGACUUGCGCGUCAUCACUUCACAGAGCGGGAAGGGACUCAUGCAUCACUUGCAGAACACUCAGAGGCUCGUUGUGUCCCAAGCGACACAUUCUUUGACCACGCCAGUCGUUUCCGUGGCUACUCCGAGUCUCCUGACCCAGGGCUUGCCCUUCUCGGCUAUGCCCACGGCAUACAACACAGACUAUCAGCUGACCAGCGCAGACCUGUCAUCCCUCCCAGCUUUCAGCUCGCCGGGAGGUCUGUCUCUUGGCAACAUCUCUGCUUGGCAGCAGCAACAGCAGCAGCAGCAACAGCAGCAGCAACAGCAGCAACAGCAGCAUCAGCAUCAUCUUGUUCCCGUAUCGCUAAGCAACUUAAUACAAGGAAGCCACCUGUCUCAUGCCACCACAUUGACCGUCAACACCAACCCAAACAUCAGUAUCAAGUCGGAGCCCGUCUCGCCCAACCGGGAGCGCAACACGGCCACGCCGCUCUCCUCCUUCCCUCACCAGGCCCGCCACGAGCCCACGGGACGUUCGCCCGUCGACAGCCUCAGCAGCAACGCCAGCUCCUACGAGGGCAACGAGCGGGAAGACCAGUCCCGGGCCGACUUCAGCUCCUCCCUCGGCCUCUUGAGACCCACCACCGAGGCCGAGGGGGAGAACCAGUCCGUAAAGCGCAUGCGCCUGGACGCUUGGGUAACAUAACUGCCUC